This is a messenger RNA of Brachypodium distachyon (stiff brome), 2106 nucleotides long. RefSeq lists its product as uncharacterized. NCBI's taxonomy places the organism in Eukaryota, Viridiplantae, Streptophyta, Magnoliopsida, Poales, Poaceae. The record is from RefSeq and is a predicted model, not a curated record. The transcript has a single exon. The coding region runs from base 1 to 2106 and encodes 701 amino acids.
AUGGCUGUGAAGACCCAGUUCAACUUGAGUAGAGAAUGGUUUGAUGUGAUGAUGGCAGUUAUCGGUAGUCUCCUCCCGGAAGGCCACCUUUUGCCUAAAAGCAUGUACGAGGCGAACAAAAUGCUUAGUGUACUUAAGUUGCCGGCUCAGUGCCUACAUUCAUGUACAAAUGGAUGCACGGUGUUUGACAGAGAAUACGCGGAUGCCAAGCAUUGUGCCAAGUGCAAUUUCUCUAGGUAUGUCAAGGUAGACCACGGGAAGGGUCUGGUGCAGUCGAAAAUAUCCCGUAAAGUUCUUAGGAUGCUUCCAUUCUCAGAAAGAAUUGGCCGGAUGAUGCUAUCCGACGUGCCUGGCAAAGCUGUGACGUAUCACAAAGUGGGGAAGAAAUACAAAUACGACAAGGAUCAUUGGCCGAUGUUGACACAUUCGUCGGAUGGCGAAGCAUGGAAGGAUUUUGAUCGGAAGUAUCCGGAGAAAGCCACGGAGCCUCGGAAUGUUCGAGUUGCCAUCACAACUAAUGGGUUCAUUCCAUUUGGCAUGACGAGUGCCCCAUCCAGCUGCUGGCCAGUGUUUGUAAUUCCGCUCAAUCUUCCUCCCGGAAUGAUAAUGCAACGGAAGUACAUGUUCUUGGCGCUGAUAAUUCCAGGACCAGAAUAUCCAAGAAAGAACAUUAAUGUGUAUAUGCGGCCCCUGAUGGAGGAGUUGAAAAGAGGUUGGGAGGAAGGGAUCAUGGUAUACGACAAAGCUACCAAGAGAAACUUUAGGAUGCAUAUCUGGUUCCAGUUAUCCAUUCAUGACCAUCCGGGGGGAUCUAUACUCUUCGGCAAAGGCUUGCAGGGGAAGUUCAUGUGCCCACACUGCGGGACUGAUCUGGAGUUCUAUCGGCUCGCUCAUGGUCGCAAGUAUUGUUGCUUCAAUCUGCACAGGCGAUUCCUCCCGCCUAACCAUCCGUUCAGACAAGACAAGAAGAACUUCAGGAAAGGUGUGUUCGUCGAAGAGGGGCCACCCCGUUAUCGCACCGGUUCUGAGCUUCUUGCUGAGCUGGAUGCUCUUGUGCCCGACCCGACACAACCUGACAAGUUCCUGGGGUAUGGUGAUACACACAACUGGACUCACAAGUCAUGCUUCUGGGAGCUCCCCUACUUCAAAGACAUUAUUCCUCCACAUUGUAUUGAUGUGAUGCACACCGAAAAGAAUGUCGCCGAAGCCCUUUUCAACACAAUUCUCAACAUUAUUGACAAGACGAAAGAUAAUCCGAAGGCUAGAAAAGAUCAAGAAGAACUUUGCGAUAGACCACAGCUAAGCAUUAAAAAGGUGCCAGGCAGGUCAGACAUCAGGCCAAAGGCCCCGUUCGCUCUCGACAGAGACCAAAAGAUGGAACACCUGUGGUUCAAAGGGUUGAAGUUUCCUGAUGGGCAUGCAGCUAAUCUAAAGAGGGGAGUUAAUCUUGGCACCAUGCGAAUCAAUGGCCUCAAGAAUCAUGACUAUCACAUAUGGCUUGAGCGUGUGCUGCUGGUGAUGGUUCGAGGCUAUGUGUCGGAGGAUAUUUGGCGGGUGUUGGCAAAGUUGAGCAAUUUCUUCCGCCGGCUUUGUGCUAAAGAACUAUCCCCCACCUUGCUAGAAGAAAUAGAAAAACAAGCUCCCGUGUUGCUAUGCAAGCUAGAGAGGAUCUUUCCGCUGGGCAUGUUCGUGACGAUGCAACAUCUAAUUAUCCACCUCCCGUACGAGGCACGGAUGUGGGGCCCUGUGCAGCAUCGUUGGAUGUAUGCCGUCGAGAGAUUUAUGAAGACCCUUCGAGCUAAAGUAAAAAACAAAGCUAAAGGUGAAGCAUGCAUAUGGGAGGCAAGCCAUCUCGAGGAAGUGUCAAAAGCAACGACGAGUUACUAUAGCUUCGAUAUUGCCACGCUGCAUAAUCCGGUCUCCCGCUACAAUCUUGGCAACCCUGAAGAUGAGUCCAAGUUGAGCCUAUUCAGAGGGCAACUUGGAACUUCUAAAGCCAAGAAAACAGCCACCCUGUCCUACCAAGAGUGGCGAUCCCUUACGCUAUAUAUCUUGAACAACCUCGACGAAGUCCAGCCGUACAUCAAGCAAGUGCCCAGUAAAUAA